Sinocyclocheilus rhinocerous is the source of this 3016-nucleotide messenger RNA. It is a transcript of the gene pcdh2a7, whose product is annotated as protocadherin alpha-C2. Bases 68 to 2494 code for a protein of 808 amino acids. NCBI's taxonomy places the organism in Eukaryota, Metazoa, Chordata, Actinopteri, Cypriniformes, Cyprinidae. Gene Ontology annotation, cellular component: plasma membrane. The transcript has 3 exons. The record is from RefSeq and is a predicted model, not a curated record. Gene Ontology annotation, biological process: homophilic cell-cell adhesion. Gene Ontology annotation, molecular function: calcium ion binding.
UUGCGAUCAUCAUUGUUAAGGACAGCUGUGUUUUGGGCUCGCAAAGACAACAAGCUGAACAGACAGAAUGGAUGUGCAGCCUAUAAUGAUGAAGUACGUCGCAACAUUACUUCUGCUUUCGGCACUGGUUUACACGGCGUCGUCUGUCACCCAUUAUUCUAUUCCGGAGGAGAUGGAGGUAGGCUCUGUGGUUGCGAAUUUGGCUGCAGAUUUAGGAAUCGAUGUGCAAACGUUAGGAAGACGAAAAAUUAGGUUAGAUAUCCUUGCAAAUAAGAAAUACCUGGAUGUGAACAAAGACAGCGGAGACCUGUUUAUUUUGGAGCGCAUUGACAGAGAGUAUCUUUGCACAUCAAAAACAGUUUGUUAUUUAAAAAUGGAAGUAAUACUUGAGAACCCAGUUCGUAUAUUUAACAUUGAAUUGGAAAUAAUGGACAUUAACGACAAUGCGCCUUACUUCCGUAGGGAUACGAUUAAUUUGGACGUCUCUGAAUCUACUGCUGUUGGCGAGAGGUUUUCUCUAAGUAAUGCGGUUGACCCUGAUAUAGGUUCAAAUUCCAUUAAAAGUUAUCAUUUGAGUGAGAGUGCAAACUUUGAUAUUGAAAUACAGACAGGGAGGGAUGGUUCAAAAUUUGCUGAUUUAAUAUCGAAAAAAGCUUUAGAUCGCGAGGAGCAGGCCAUUCAUAAUCUGAUACUCACUGCUGUGGAUGGAGGAGUCCCCGCUCGCUCUGGCACCGCUAGUAUUAUUGUGCGCGUUCUGGACACUAAUGACAACGCCCCUCAAUUCGAUAAAGACAGUUAUACUAUAAAUCUAACAGAAAACUCACCAAUAGGAAGUCUUGUUGUAAAAUUAAACGCGACAGAUAGAGAUGAAGGCUCCAAUUCACAUAUCACUUAUUCUUUUAGUCUGUAUACAUCUGAGAAAACACAGACAGCAUUUGAAGUAAAGCCUGACAGUGGUGAAAUCAGAGUAAAAGAGAUGAUUAAUUAUGAGGAUUUUAGGAUCUAUGAUAUGGAAAUUAUAGCAACAGAUAAAGGAGCUAAUAGUCUUUCUGGGAAAUGUAAAGUAAAGAUUUUAAUCACAGAUAUGAAUGACAAUCAUCCUGAAAUUUCUAUAAAAUCAUUCUCAAGUCCAGUGAAAGAGGAUAUAGCUGUAAAUACAGUAAUUGCAGUUGUUAGUGUGAGUGAUAAAGACUCAGGAGAAAAUGGACAGGUAGAUAUUCAUAUUUCUGUUGAUUUACCUUUUGCGCUUAAAGAAUCGUCUGAUAAUUAUUAUGAAUUAUUAGUUUCAGAACCGUUAGACCGUGAAAAGGUUCCAGAAUAUGACAUCACUAUUACCGUGACUGACAGGGGCAACCCGCCGUUAUCUGAUAAUGAAACUAUAACUUUAGAGCUGCUGGACGUUAACGACAAUGUUCCUCAGUUCCCACAGACAUUCUACACGAUACCUGUUAUGGAGAAUAACGCGCCUGGAGCUUUACUGAGCUCUUUAACUGCUAUAGAUCCAGAUCUCCAUGAAAAUCAGUAUCUAGUUUAUUUUAUAAUAGAGAAGGAAAUAGUGAACACCUCCAUGUCCAUGCUGUUCUCUAUUAACCCAGAGAACGGGAAUCUUUACGCGCUAAAGACGUUUGACUAUGAGAUAGAGAAGGAGUUCCUUUUCCACAUCGAGGCCAGAGACUCUGGCGUUCCUCCGCUCAGCAGUAACGUGACCGUUCACAUUAUUAUCAUGGAUCAGAACGACAACACGCCGCUUAUAGUGUCUCCAUGGCGCGCGCACGGCUCGGUGGUGGAGGAAAAGAUCCCGAGAUCCACCGAUAAAGGAACUCUGAUAGCCAAAGUCAUCGCCAUAGACUCUGAUUCAGUGCACAACUCUCGAAUCACGUACCAGUUCCUCCACAACACUGACGCCACAUUAUUCAGCUUAGAUCAAUAUAACGGAGAGAUCCGGACCAUGAGAAUGUUCAGUUACAGAGACUCGCGCCACCAGCAGCUGGUUGUGAUCGCCAAGGACAACGGAGAGCCCGCGCUCUCUGCUACAGUCACCAUCAAACUGUCCACGGUGGAGACCGCCCUUAAAACCUAUGCUGACAUGACUGAGGUGCCUUUGGGAUAUGACAUCUUCUCCGAUUUAAACCUGUAUCUGGUGAUCGGACUGGGCUCUGUUUCAUUUCUUUUACUCAUCACUAUAUUGGUCACCAUCGUGCUGAAGUGUCAGAAAACGAAGCCCAGCAAAGCGGCUCCUCCGUGCAGGAACAGUGUGAUCAGCGAGAGGAACUCGACCAUCGCGGAUUCCACUCUGGUCUCCAACGAUGCCUACUGGUACAGUUUAUUUCUAGCAGAGACGAGGAAAGGAAAGCUGGUGGUCAGACAGCCUGUGCCAAAGGGAGCGAGAUACAUGGUGUCCAGUAUACCGAGGAGCACAGGACUGACCGAGACCAGCGACUCAGCUGCUUCUACUCUACAGGCAUCCACCACCACCAGCAGCAGUUCCACCUGAGGAUCCUCCCAACCAUAUUGCCAGAGCAAUGUAUGAAAAAAGUUCCAUCAACCUGCAUGUCUGUCCACCUGUAUCCAUCAUAUUCCCCUGCACCAUCAUACAACCCUGAAACCAACCCUGAAUGAUGCCUACAUCUUCACAUCAGUGUUUGGAGAGUUUGCCCAGGUCUGACCAGAGGAAUGACGAAGAUCUUUUGCCUAUGAUACUAAGAGAUACUCUUAAACCUGACCGGUCAAGAUUGGACUUGGACUGGAUCUGUGAGCACGCACACACACACACACACACACACACACACACACACACACACACACACACACACACAUGCAUAUCUUCAAACAGCACAGCUCAUGUCUUUAUCAAAGAAACUGUUCUGCAAAACCAGUAUGCUUAUGUUUGCAUGGUUAGAGUUCCCCUAUAUUUCUUUGUUAUAUUUAGUGACUGGUAAAGACAUUGGGGAGAUAAAUUAUUAACAGAAUAUUAUCAUAUGAACUGGUGUGGACACUGAAUUGCAAAAAAAAAAAA